Messenger RNA from Drosophila simulans, 896 nucleotides. RefSeq lists its product as uncharacterized. NCBI's taxonomy places the organism in Eukaryota, Metazoa, Arthropoda, Insecta, Diptera, Drosophilidae. The coding region runs from base 546 to 896 and encodes 116 amino acids. The record is from RefSeq and is a predicted model, not a curated record. The transcript has 2 exons.
UUUAAAAAAUAUUCUGUUAGCCUCAAAAUCGCAUGAAUGUUUAUAUUAAUAGGUGGUUUCGGUCAGCACUGGUGGCACAAUUCAAAUUCACAUAUAUUGGCGUGUGUGUUGCGGUUGUGUGGCCUGGCUCACCUGUUUAGGCCUUCAGGAGCAAACUCACAUGCUCUGGAGCUGCGGUGGAAAGAGUUUCUGGUGACUGCUCUCUUCGACUUCAUUACUCCAUCGGUUGUUCUUUGUGGCGGCGUGCCGUAGCGGGAAUCGGCGUCGGGUGGUUGUCAUUUGGCUUCUUUGCUGGCAGAAGCAGCAGUCGCAGAGCACAAGCUCCACUGGAACCACGCGCGACGGCAUUGGAUUCGGACCAACUUGGCCGACACGAACGCAACCAAAACAAAAGACAUCCGAACCGGUGGAAGUGCGAGUUCGACUGUUGCCCUGUGUUCGCUCUUAUCAGCUGGAGUAGCAAUAUCGGAACCACCGUUCCCAAAAAAAGAAAAAAGAACGAAUCCGAACUAAUUCGACUUGCAGUUGGUCCUCUUCCGGACACCAUGAGCAAAGCCAAGUCAACCACCCACGAGCCGACGAUCCACUACUUGGACAGUGUGCUGAGCGAUGAGGAGAAGCGGUGCGCCUAUGGCCACCAGUGGCGCAACUUCUCCAUCUCCCGAUCCGGACGCUUUCGUUCGAAGAACAAGAAGCGGGAUGCGGUCGACGGAAAGUUCUUUGACGGAGGAUCAGGAUCUCUGCAGGACAUCGAGAAGGUCUCAAAUUGCACUUCGAAAAGCACAUCCAAGUGCGUCGCCCCUGCGACAGGACCGAUGACGCCUUCAGCUAAUCAGGCAAGAAGCCAACGUGACCAGGUUGAGAGCUAUAAAAGUGUUUACGAAACGAAUUUAUAG